This is a messenger RNA of Diorhabda carinulata, 1286 nucleotides long. Its product is annotated as aldo-keto reductase family 1 member B1-like. The transcript has 5 exons. The coding region runs from base 273 to 1220 and encodes 315 amino acids. NCBI's taxonomy places the organism in Eukaryota, Metazoa, Arthropoda, Insecta, Coleoptera, Chrysomelidae. The record is from RefSeq and is a predicted model, not a curated record. Gene Ontology annotation, cellular component: cytosol. Gene Ontology annotation, molecular function: aldose reductase (NADPH) activity.
AAAUGCCACAUCAUAACCGAUAUAUGAAAAUAAACAUAAACAAUUUUGUAAUUAAUUUACUUUUAAACAUUUUUAUUGAUCUAUUUAUUACAUAAAGUACGCGGAUUGAGUAUUCGUUUUAAAUAUUUGCUAUUAAAUAAUGCAAAUAAAUGAUAACAUUGUUACUGUUAAUGAAUUUUAUUAUCUUAAAUUUUCAUGAAAAUAACCGAGUUAUCUUUAAUUGAUUUAUUUUUAACGAGACCGUUGAGUGUAUUUUAUCUACUGCUAACAAAAUGGUGAAAGUUCCAACAGUUAAAUUUUACAAUGGUAAAGAAAUACCAAUUUUUGGAUUAGGAACAUGGAAAUCGAAACCAGGUGAGGUAACUCAAGCCGUUAAAGAUGCCAUUAAAAUUGGAUACAGACUCAUCGAUUGCGCUUAUGUAUAUGGAAACGAAAAAGAAGUAGGAGAAGCUCUGUCGGCCGUAUUUGCUGAAGGUAUCGUCAAAAGGGAGGAUGUUUUCAUUACCAGUAAACUAUGGAAUACAUUCCACAGACCUGACUUGGUUGAAAAAGCUCUUAAAGAAACUUUAACCAAUCUGAAAUUGGAUUAUCUAGAUUUGUAUUUGAUCCAUUGGCCUAUGGCUUACAAAGAAGAAGCUGAACUUUUCCCAAGAAGAGAAGAUGGUACAAUAAUUUUCAGUGACGUAGAUUACGUCGAUACAUGGAAAGAAUUGGAAAAAUUACAAGAGAAAGGUUUAGUAAAAUCAAUUGGAUUAUCAAAUUUCAAUGAGAAACAAAUCGAACGAGUACUGUCAAUCGCUAAAAUCAAACCGGUAAAUCUUCAGGUCGAAUGCCACCCUUACCUCAACCAAAAGAAACUUAUCGAUUUCUGUAAGUCUAAAGGUAUCACCGUAACUGCUUACAGUCCCCUUGGUUCUCCAGAUCGUCCAUUCGCCAAACCAGGCGAUGUUGAACUAUUGAAAGACCCAAAACUAACAGACAUUGCAGCCAAAUAUAAUAAAUCACCAGCACAAAUUUUAUUGCGUUUCCAAGUUGAUAGAGGAAUCAUAGUAAUUCCUAAAUCUGUUAAUAAAAACAGACUUCAACAAAACUUUGAUAUUUUCGACUUCACUUUGAGUAGUGAAGACUUGGCGGUUUUGGAUAGUUUCAACUGUAAUGGAAGGAUACUUAAACUUGAAGCAGCAAUUGGACAUCCUCAUCACCCAUUUGAGACACAAUGAUUGAAUAUAUUUAAAAAAAUCACGUUCUGCGAUAAAAUUCUAUACUAAUAAAGUAAUUUGGUAUAA